This is a messenger RNA of Cyprinus carpio (common carp), 3500 nucleotides long. RefSeq names its product bone morphogenetic protein 3-like. Gene Ontology annotation, cellular component: extracellular region. Gene Ontology annotation, molecular function: cytokine activity; growth factor activity. Lineage: Eukaryota; Metazoa; Chordata; Actinopteri; Cypriniformes; Cyprinidae. Gene Ontology annotation, biological process: osteoblast differentiation; SMAD protein signal transduction; BMP signaling pathway. The record is from RefSeq and is a predicted model, not a curated record.
UCGGAUUCCCAACACUGUCCGACUGCUCCCAUAAGCCCUAUAUAUUAGUAGCGCAACAAGCUUUACCUUCAAUGAACGCAGGGAAGAGGCGCGAUUGGCUGAGAACAGCAACGCUCAGACACAAAACCGAGGAUCAAGCCUGACCAUCAGGACUACAGCAGAUCAAACUCGCGCGGACAUCCUCGCACAUUUUGCACAGGGACUGUGAUAUCUGCUGCAGGAACGUCGAUCUUUGGAAACUUGCAUUUGGACUAUUUUGAGUACACCAAAGUGACAUCUUGUCUGAAUUUCCCCCUUUUUUCUCGCUGUCUUUGCCUUAUUUUGGGGGUCCGUGUGAUGCUCUCCCUCUCAAGAGACAAGAGUUUGGAAACGCAUUCAGCACUUAUAUAUUACACCUAGAUCAGCUUCAACAGUCCCGUACCUCCAGCAUGGAUCGCUGUCAACGGCUGUUUAUCCUCCUGUUGGGAUGGGGUUAUCUGUGCUGUGGAUACUGUGCUGUGCUUAAACCACCCUUCAUGGGUUUCUCAAAAGACGUGCAAUUUGGACAAAAAGUGGAGGCGCAAGAUAAGCAACAUGCAAAGAAAAGCGAGCAGGACACGCUGUCAGAACACAUGCAGAUGCUCUACGCCAAAUACACCAGCGCGGGAUUCCUUCUCAAAGAUGGGAACACUGUCCGCGGCUUCAAAGGCCAUUUGGGGACCAUCAAUAAUAAGCAGUUACAGAUCUUCAACCUCACUUCCCUCACUAAGUCUGAGGACGUUCUCUCAGCAACGCUGCACUACUAUAUCGGCGACCUGCAGAACAGCAGCCAUAGAUGCACAAGGCACAAAAGUUGCGCUCACCAUAACCUCAGAAGACAAGGUCAUAUUCACCUUGAUGUCUGGAGCUUUAGCUUUGUGGAUAACACCACCAGAACAGUCGGCCAUUUCUCCAUUAACAUCUCCACAAUGUACCGGGACUUCAUAUCAUGGCAGUGGAAAGACAUUACUCGUGUAGUCAACCAAGCCAAGCGACACGACCAGCUUCUCAUAGGCAUUAACAUUGACUCAAAAGGACAUCAUCCUUGGAAGAAACUCUUGUCAGAUAGGUCUCCUUACAUUCUGGUCUACGCAAAUGACUCGGCUAUCUCAGAGCCUGAGAGUGUCGUGUCCACCCUGCAGAGACACAAAAGCAGACUGGUGCCUAAUCUUCAUAUGCUCGAAAUACAUAAUCGCAGUGCCUCCUCACAACAUCGGACCAAGCGGUCUGCCAACAUCCUGCUGCCGCUACAGAACAAUGAGCUUCCAGGCCCAGAGUACACUUAUGAGGUACCUACAUGGGAUGAGACCAGCCCUUAUGAUCCAGUGGAGAGUAAACCAGUCAAGCGCCCUCGCAAGAAGCCUCGCAAGAAUCCACGGCUCAAGACCCCUCUCCUGCAGUUCGAUGAGCAGACCAUUAAGAAAGCACGUAAGAAGCAGUGGAACGAGCCGAAGAACUGUGCUCGCAGAUAUUUAAAGGUAGACUUUGCAGAUAUCGGCUGGAGCGAGUGGAUUAUCUCCCCCAAGUCUUUUGAUGCAUACUACUGCUCGGGGUCAUGUCAGUUCCCCAUGCCAAAGUCUUUGAAACCUUCAAACCACGCCACCAUUCAGAGCAUCGUGCGGGCAGUGGGGGUGGUCCCAGGCAUCCCAGAGCCCUGCUGUGUACCGGAGAAGAUGUCUUCCCUCAGCAUCCUCUUCUUUGAUGAAGACAAGAACGUGGUUCUCAAGGUCUACCCCAAUAUGACAGUGGACUCCUGUGCCUGUCGGUAAACGCUUUGGUCUCUUUCACAGCCUCCCUCCCUUAAACUGAUUCCCAAUUUUUGCACUGGAAGAAAGACUGAAGAUGUCCAUUUCAUAACCCUUGAAGAACUAUCUCCAGCUUUAAGGAUUGUGAAGAGCAAAGUGCUUUUCCAGAAGGAAUUCAUUACUGUUAGCAGGAGGCUUCAUGCAUCACUAGAGAUAUGAGCAUAUGAAGAGACUGUCCAUCUGCGUUUGACCAGGAAGUUCUCGUGUUUCUAUAACCUCAGCAGUUAAGCAUACAGGGGACAAAUAUUUGCUGUCAUCCAUCAAAUUUCUGUACAGUUUGUAUGAUCUGUCAUAAUUAUAGCUAUAUUUUUUGCUACAGAGGCAUUGACUGACUCUCAUUGUUCAUAAUCUAUGGCUGCUAUACCGAGGUAGACUUUUCUCCAGAGCCAAAAUGUGCUGAAAAGAGGACUUAAAAAAAAAGAAAAAAAAGAUUUAUAUUAAAAUGAAUACCUAUAUACAGUAAGUUACAUAUUCAGUUUUCCACAUUAAGCUUAAAACAGUGUUUAAUUUCUGGGUGAUUCUGUAUUGAAUGUCUUUAAUCUUCAGAAAAUAUAUAUAUAUUUAUUUUCUCUAAAAAUGUGCAUUGUUACGAGCUUACAUGUAAUAGUGUUACAUCACAUUUUGUAAACAUAAUUUUGUUUAGUCAGGCUUUUUUUUACUUGCAAUUAUAAAUAUGUUCCAUCAUGUUUCCAUCUGACCUACUAAUACAAGUUGAAUCCUCACAUUAAGCCAAAUUCUUAAUGUAUAUGCACGCGUUCUGUUUCACGUGAAAAACUUUUCUGCUGUUCCUCUGAAAACUGCAAAUAGAUUUCAAAAUGAGAAAUGUUUCAGAUGAUAUGUUCAGGAAGAUGAUUAAGAAAAUUGUAUGUAGGUUAUAUUAAGCCUUUGUCUCUUUAACAUAACAACGCCUAUAUAAAGUGCCUUACCACAUUAAAAAGAUUCAUCAUACAUAAAAAUAUUCUAUUAGAAUAUUUAUAUUUCACAAAGAUGAGUGUAACUUAUGUAAUGUUUUAUUAUGGCAGAAUAUUUUUAGUCUACCAGUUUGUUUGGAUAAAAUGUGAUCAUUUGUUCCAAUAAUGAUAUUUGUUCUGUAAUGAUACAUUUUGUUCUGUUUUAAUUUUUGAAAUUAGCAUAGAAGUAAAGCAAUGACAUAUUGUAAGCUGCAUGUUCAUAAACGGGGUGCAUUCAAGUUUUUUGUUGAUGUAAAUUCAACCUAUGAACAACAGAGAAAUGUAAACAUAUAUGAUAAAGUGGGCUAUUAUCUUAUUAAUAUAUAACACAUACAUCAAGAAACUCCUUUAGUAUUUGUGUAAUAUAUUUUUUGGAAGGCUUCCACUACACUGUGCGUUUUGUAAAUGUUAUGAUGUAGGUGAAAGGAUGUGCUUUGUAUUAUAAGCUUCAUAAGAAAUUAUAUUUGUAUAUGGAAAUGACCUUUAAAAGCAUUUAUUUAUUUUCUGUAUGAUGCCUUCUGUAUCUUAAUUUUGUGAAGCGCAGAGGGGCUUCUUUAAAUAUUCAUGGAGCUUUGCUGCACAAAGGUCAGACAGGGGUGCAAAAGGAAGCAAUCACAUGACUCAAAUGAGUGAGAAUGCUUAUUUUUGUAACACAUCUCCUUAGUUGAAAGAAGCCCUUUUGGCAGACCAUUCAAAGAAAACUCAAUAAAGUGUUAAGAAUUAUGUA